AUGGAAGACAUCGAUCUAGAAUUGGAUGAGAUGGAACUAGUUGCGGCUGCUGCUGGCUACUAUUACUAUAGCUGUCUAACCAAGCAACCUUCUCGUUGUCUAUCACCUAGGAGAUGCGAAUUUGUGUCAGAAGUGCUGAAUGGUCAUGAUGACUACUGCCGGGAAAUGUUGCGGAUGGACAAGCAUGUAUUUCACAAGUUGUGUGACAUUCUCCGUCAACGAGCCAUGCUACGUGAUACUGCAGUCUUGCAGCCUCCUCAGCUCACUACACCUCCAGAAGUUAUCAACAGCACUAGGUUUUUCCCGUAUUUCAAGAAUAAGAAAGGUGUCCUAUCUCAAAAUGUACUGGCAGCCUGCACAUUUGACCUGCAGUUUAUAUUCAUUUAUCCUGGUUGGGAAGGCUCUGUCACAGACUCGCGCGUGUUAAGGGCAGUCCUUGACAACCCAGAUCAGAAUUUCCCUCAAAUACCUGAAGGAAAGUACUACCUUGUUGACUCGGGAUACCUCAAUACAGGAGGGUUUAUUGCUCCUUUUGAAGGUGUUCGAUACCAGCAAUACGAGUUCAGAGGUGCGAAUCAGCUACCCAGAAAUGCAAAGGAGCUGUUCAACCAUAGGCACUGUUUUCUGAGGAAUGCUAUCCUGAGAUCAUUCAAUGUGUUGAAGGCUAGAUUCCCUAUCCUUAAACUUGCUCCUCAGUAUUCCUUUCAGAUUCAGCGGGACAUGGUCAUUGCUGGAUGUGUUCUGCACAACUUCAUCCGCCGCGAGGAAAGAAAUGAGUGGUUAUUUGAUAGCGUUGGAGCAGCACCAGUGGAUGAACCGUCAGACCCCGAUGAUCUACCUGAUGUCCAGUUUCUCUCUUCAAUGCAAGAACAGUUUGCGUACUCGUUAAGGGAUUCAAUUGCUGCAUCUAUGUGGGAUGAUUUCCUUAAUAAAUGGGACGAGUGGUGAUUCUUAGCCACCCAAAUUUCACAACCUUGUGAAUGAUUCUUUUUUGGACUUUGGGUCAAUACUGAUGACCACAGACCACUGACAAUAGAUUUGAUAGUUAGGCCAAUACUCAACAUAUUUUAUUAACAUGAAAUUUUGUAUAGGCCCUUAUAUUUUUUACUAAAUGAGAUUAUGGAGGUUGCUUGGGUUACUUAAAUGCAGAUACUGCUAUGGGCAUAAUCACAUUGUUAGC
Messenger RNA from Arachis ipaensis, 1180 nucleotides. NCBI's taxonomy places the organism in Eukaryota, Viridiplantae, Streptophyta, Magnoliopsida, Fabales, Fabaceae. The record is from RefSeq and is a predicted model, not a curated record.